Messenger RNA from Cladocopium goreaui, 201 nucleotides. NCBI's taxonomy places the organism in Eukaryota, Dinophyceae, Suessiales, Symbiodiniaceae. The record is from the annotation of a GenBank genome assembly.
AUGUCCACAGCCAUUCGUAGCAGCUUCGGAAUUCUCGGGUGGACUGCUGCUUUGCUCUUCCUGAUUCAAAUGCUUUUUGCGCUGGUGCUGAACCAGCUUCUCUAUGGGUUCUAUUUCUCGGAGGAACUGUUGAAGCGGGACAAUGAGGAGCUCAGGGACCGAUUUGAAUUGGAAUCUCGGACGACAAAUCAAGCACAUUGA